CUCCUGGCCGCGCCCGCUGCCCGCGCGAUCCGUGCCCAGGUGGUCGCGGUGCCGCAGCCCCAGCACCCGGCGCCCGGCUCCCGGCCAGUGAACACCACCCGGACCGGGUCGGGGGCGGCGGCGGUGACGGGCGGCGGUGGCAGCUCCAACAGCAGCGGCGACGCCCUGGUGACCCGCAUCUCCAGCCUGCUCCGCGACCUGCCCACCCUGAAGGCGGCCGUGAUCGUGGCGUGCGCCUUCACCGCCUUCCUCAUCGCCUGCCUGCUGCUGCGCGUCUUCAGGUCCGGAAAGAGGUUGAAGAAGACCCGCAAGUAUGACAUCAUCACCACCCCGGCUGAGCGCGUGGAAAUGGCCCCGCUGAAUGAAGAGGAUGAUGAGGAUGAAGACUCCACAGUAUUCGACAUCAAAUACAGGUAAAACCUGUUUCCCAGCGUGUUGGCAUCCUGUGGAAAGUUGGUCAGCUGCACCUGGGCGGGAAGGAUCUGGAAGCUGUCUUGUCCGAGGUGUUGAAACCAAAACAAACAUUAUUUAUGAAACUGGCACAUUUGUGUGUGUCGAACGUCUGCUCAGAACGUCACCGCAGGAGAAUCGCCUCUCCCUUCCUCUGGACACCACUUCAAAAUGUUGCCCCUUUUUCCUCCUCAAGGGGCUUCUGCCUUGCCAAGGGGCACAGGGCAGAAACGUGUUGACUUAAAAAAUAUUAACUUGAAAGCAACUGUUGACAAAAGUAAAAGAGAUCAGAAGUUAUGAAGAACCUCAAGAAGGAUAUCCAUCUGUGCAGUGAGGUGUUCUGACAUUCUGCUCUCUGGAUCUGUGACGUGCGAGAUGUCUAACCCUUUGGACUUUUGGGUUUGGUCAGGUUCUGGCCUUCUGUUGGGAAUGGCUGUGUUCAGAGUGAGAGUCCUUGGAGCUGGUCAGCCCAUAGCAGAAGUAUAUACAUGUUUGUGGCUCCUUUUCUUUUUCUUCUUUUGUUUAAAGGGUUCAGCAGAACUGGGCAUGGCUAGUUCAUAAAGGAUUUUGAAUAUCAGGGAAAAAAUAUAUGUGUGUAUGUGUGUACCUCUAAAGUAAUUUCUUCUUGUCUGAAGGAAAAAGAAUGCACUAGAGGCGGCCUUUGGUUAGUAACAUCCUGUGUGUGUCUCUGUGCCUGUCGUAGUUCUUACAUCGUCGGUCUUAGACAUCUAAUUGCAAAAUAUCACUGUGGACAUUUCAA
This is a messenger RNA of Myotis lucifugus (little brown bat), 1210 nucleotides long. RefSeq names its product family with sequence similarity 174 member B (gene FAM174B). The transcript has 3 exons. The annotation marks the transcript as partial. The record is from RefSeq and is a predicted model, not a curated record. NCBI's taxonomy places the organism in Eukaryota, Metazoa, Chordata, Mammalia, Chiroptera, Vespertilionidae.